UCAUGGUUUAAAGGAUGGGAGCGAGUCAGCAUCCUUGCCUUUCCUUCCCUUCCAACUCCAACAUUCUACUGUUUCUGUGCCUCCCAGGGAGCCGGAUAUGAGUGGAAGAGAGAGGACCACUUGUUACUAGGCAACCAGCACUCGCCUCACCCAUGUUGCCAUGGUGAUGAUGAAAGUUGGGCUGAUGGGAUUACCAGCUCCUGCUAAUUGCACAUGAGCACUCAAGGGGCUGUGGGGUCACCUUCUCCUCCCUCCUGCCACUCCAAGGCAUCUGCACUGUGUGUUAUGCAAUGAGAGAGCACCUUGGCCUGGACCUCCAGCGACCCACCUCCUAGUUCCACCUUGUAAUGUCCUAGAGCAGAGGCCUCAGAUCACUCCCUGGUGCCACGGCCGCUGAGUGUGCCUCGAAUCUGAAGAAGCUCUACACUGUGGGAACAGUACAGAUAUUCUGGAGUGUGUACAAUAACAUCCCUCCUGUGCCCAGCCUGCCUUUGAGAUGUAGUUAUCACUUAAUGAGAGGAGAGAGGCGACCACUUUGGGAGGAGGAGAGUAAUGCAAAGGGUGGCGUGUGGAAGAUGAAAGUCCCCAAGGACGGCACGUCCACAGUUUGGAAAGAGCUGUUGUUGGCGACCAUUGGGGAGCAGUUCUCGGACUGUGUGGCAGCAGAUGACGAAGUCAUAGGGGUCAGUGUGAGUGUUCGGGACCGAGAGGAUGUCAUCCAGGUCUGGAAUGUCAACGCCUCAUUAGUGGGUGAAGCUUCUGUGCUCGAGAAGAUCCAUGAACUCCUGCCCCACAUAUCUUUUAAAGCAGUGUUUUAUAAACCCCAUGAAGAGCAUCAUGCUUUUGAAGGUGGACGUGGAAAACACUAAUUGCACUCUGUAAAGAAUUCUUUAUCCUUUGCUGAUUGGUUUUGGAAACGGUCUUAACAGGAGGGAGAGUGAAGAGAAGACUUGCCGAAGCCCGAUGCUGGUCCAUUUAGAGUGGGUUUCUGUCCUGGCAGACUGGGCGGUUAGGACUCCGAGUGGCAGGUGGGGUUGGGGAGAGCCUGUGGGUUUCUGCCAUCAUAUCACU
Molecule: messenger RNA, 1071 nt
Organism: Peromyscus eremicus (cactus mouse)
Lineage: Eukaryota; Metazoa; Chordata; Mammalia; Rodentia; Cricetidae
Gene: Eif4e3
Product: eukaryotic translation initiation factor 4E family member 3
Exons: 8
Coding region: 513-869 (118 amino acids)
Biological process (GO): translational initiation
Cellular component (GO): eukaryotic translation initiation factor 4F complex
Molecular function (GO): RNA 7-methylguanosine cap binding; translation initiation factor activity
Source: RefSeq, a predicted model, not a curated record